Medioppia subpectinata is the source of this 207-nucleotide messenger RNA. Lineage: Eukaryota; Metazoa; Arthropoda; Arachnida; Sarcoptiformes; Oppiidae. The record is from the annotation of a GenBank genome assembly.
GGAUUUCAGAGACGUUUUGUGGAAUUUCUGGAAUCAAUUUAUUUGGUCAACAAAACCGGCGAAACAUAUCAACCGAAUCAGUCGAAUACAUACCGAGAAGACUACUCUCCCGUUUUGAAUGCCAUUCAAGCAGCGAUUCGUAAACCAGAGCACAGGAAUCAACAACUAAUUAACGGCACGAAUACAAGAAUCGAUGCGAGAAAACAA